Messenger RNA from Helianthus annuus (common sunflower), 1256 nucleotides. RefSeq names its product pentatricopeptide repeat-containing protein At2g40240, mitochondrial. The transcript has a single exon. Lineage: Eukaryota; Viridiplantae; Streptophyta; Magnoliopsida; Asterales; Asteraceae. Bases 279 to 1238 code for a protein of 319 amino acids. Gene Ontology annotation, molecular function: protein binding. The record is from RefSeq and is a predicted model, not a curated record.
AAUUCCCAUGUGAAUUCACAUCUUCUAUAAACAUGAAAAGGUAUCUCAGCACAAUCCUUUUGAACUUGCUGAAUUGUUUAUUUUCAUUUUCCAUCACCUGAAUUAGUUUUUAUUUACAUUUUACUUUUCAAGUUCUUUGAAGCAAAUUGCUUUGUUAUUCUCCCAUAUGGGAUAAUUUCAGCCUUUCAGGCCCAACAAAAGAAACCCAUUAUGGGCCAUGAACCAAACUCUGAGCUUCACAUUCAAACCACAACCCAAAAAAACCCGUGUAAUCAACCAUGUUUACCCUCCGCAAAACCCUAAAACCAUCAUCCAUCUUCACUACAGCCCACCGGCUAAUCACCACCGUCAAACUCCCGGAUCCACCGACCACCGCCGCAUACGACGACCAAAUCUACACCGCCGGCCGCGACCGAGACUUCGCCGCCGUCCGCCACCUCUUAAAUCACCGUCACGAAAACGGCUUCUUCACCACCACCAACACAUUCAACUUCAUCUCAACCGAUCUCACUGUUCUCAACGAUGUUCUAACAACCGUAUCAAAUCUCAACGAAAAAAACUGUCGCAAAAAGUCGUACGAAUCGCUUAUCACGCGCCUCUGCAAGUUGCAGUUAAUCGACGAGGCGUUGAGAGCGGCCGAAGCGGCGUCGGCCGGAGGAAUCCACGGCGGCGACGCCACCACUUUUCACCCGAUUCUCAGCUUGGUCACGCGGAAGAAGGAUUUUGACCUAGGGUGGCGCGUGGUGGAGAUUAUGGAAGCGAAUAACAUCGCGCGUGAUGUCACGUGCUAUAAUUUUUUUUUAACGGCGUAUUCUGUGUCUGGAGAUUUGAGGUCGAACGUCGUCGUUUUGAAGAACAUGGCGGAGGAAGGGCUGAAUGCGGACGCGAGGACGUACGACGCGCUGGUGCUGGGCGCGUGUAAGGUGGGGAAGAUGGAUGGGGCUGUGGCGAUAUUGAGGAUGAUGGUGGAUGAUGGAGUUGAGGCGCUGUACGCCACGUAUGCGCAUGUUAUUGGGGGCUUGGUAAGGCUGGACUAUUGUGCGCAGGCGGUGGAGUUUGUGAUGAGUUAUGGAGGUAAGGACAAGAAGUUGGACUCGCAUAAUUUUGGGUUGUUGGCCACUCGGUUAAUAGGUGUGAAAAAAGUAGAAGAAGCUAAGUAUGUACUGGAGGAAAUGGUAAAUAGGGAUUUGUAUAUGAGUGAAAAUUUGCAAAAGUAUUAUAGUGAAAAUGUUAAAUAAAUUUUGUAUUUCAACUUA